AUCCUCCUCAAUGGCAACCCUUGUCUGGUGCUGAAAUGGAACAAAUAUGUUUAAUCAUUUUGCUUAUAAGUAAGGUACUGUCAGUAGGAUCACAAUUCAAUGGAUACAACUGUGACCCAAACUUCCACAGUCGCUUCCCUGCGGAAAGGGACAUUAGUGUGUACUGUGGAGUACAGACGAUCACCCUCAAGAUCAACUUUUGCCCCGUUCUCUUCUCUGGCUACAUUGACACUGAUUUGGCCCUCAACGGUCGCCAUGGAGAUGCCCACUGCCGUGGUUUUAUCAACAACAAUACCUUCCCCACUGUGGUCCUUUUCAGCAUCAGCUUAGCCACGUUGGAGACCUGUGGGAAUGCCCUUGUGGUUUCCACGGCUCAGGGACCUAAUGCUUAUGGGAACCUGUCACUGGUCCAGAUUGGCAAUAUAUCAGGGUACAUCGAUACGCCAGAUCCUCCGACCAUCAUUAGCUACCUGCCAGGACUGCUAUACAAGUUCAGUUGCAGCUACCCUCUGGAGUACCUGGUCAACAACACUCAGCUGGCUUCGUCAGCAGCUGCAAUCUCAGUGAAAGACAGCAAUGGUACAUUUGUCAGCACACUGAGCCUACUGCUGUACAAUGACUCAACGUACAUUCAACAGCUGUCCAUCCCCAUGGCAGGACUGACACUGAAGACACGUGUAUUUGCAGCUGUGAAAGCCACCAACCUGGACAGGAGAUGGAAUGUUCUUAUGGACUACUGUUACACCACUCCUUCUGGAAAUCCAAAUGAUGACCUUCGCUAUGACCUUUUCUUUAGUUGUGAAAAAGACCCCCAGACCACUGUUUUUGAGAACGGAAAGAGUCAAAUGGGCAGGUUCGCCUUUGAAGUAUUCCGCUUCGUCAAGCACAAGAACCAGAAAAUGUCCACUGUCUUCUUGCACUGUGUCACAAAGCUGUGUCGAGCUGACGACUGCCCUAUGCUCAUGCCGAUCUGUGGAAGCAGAAAGAAGAGAGAUGUCUCUGAGAUCACCGAAUCAACCUCUGCUUCUGGAAACGCUGUCAUUACUGCUGGACCUAUCAUCACCCGGAGUGAUGAAACUCCAACCAACAAUUCACAACUUGCCAAGCUAAACAGCCCGGUCUUUCGGAUGAACACAGUGACCAGCGCACUCAUUUCAGGCAUCAUCAUCCUAGGAGUAAUGAGCCUCUGCUUCUUCAUCUUCUCCCUCACCCUCCUCAAAGGCAAGAGAGCCCCGUCCACCGUCAUGUCUGGUGUCCGAAACCCUGCCUUCAACUGACAACCUGAUCUAUGCUGCCUAGCAAAAACUCCAAAUUCAUGAGUUUAUGAGUGAAAGUGCCUGUAUUGUAGUUUACUCUGUUACUACACUUAACAACACUAUCAUUAGUGUAAGCAUAAUUGUAAGAGGGUGAAUAUUUCAGGAUGUCCUUUGUUUUUAUUGUGAUUUUGUUUCAACCUCAUUACAGACAGAUUAUUUGUUUUAGCUGGUGUUAAGUUAUAAUGAGGAUUUGGCCCACACACAGUCCUGUAGCUGGGUCAGAUGCAACUUUAAUUCAAUACCUCAGCUACUUUUUUCUGUUGCAAAAUGCAGGAUUAAUUACAAGAAAUACAUGUAGUGUAUACUGUCUUACUCCCAUUUCUUAUUGAAUGGAUGAAAUAUAAGUGGUGUCCCUCCCAAAGAAACAUGACAAAAGAGCUCUUGAAAUUGAUGGACCUUCAUACAAUGUUCAAUACUAUAAUUGGCUUAGAUAAAGCAACCCAUAAAAGACUGGGGUUAUAUUUCAUCAAUUUCGGAAUAGUUAGAGACCAGUUAACAUAUGGGUUGUAUUAGAAUAAAAGCUAACUUAAAACAUGAUAGUUUGAUUCUAGUUUAAAUUAAAUUAAAUUAAUAAUUUAUGAAUGUUUACUAGGCAUAGUAUGGUGUUUAAUAAAUUCAUAGAUAAUUUAAUAUGCUUCCUAAAAACUCUAAUCUAACAAAAUAGUAGUAAUGUAUGCACUGUGGGAUUGUUAAUCAAAUUGUAUAUUUACCCCACCAUGGUAUCAUUCUGUCUAUGUACACCAUAUACAAUGUCAGAAUAAUAUGUUCUGCCUCCACCUCAUGUAAUAAUGUGUCAUUUAAGGGUAAAAUGUUUUUAUGUACUAUUCUUCCAUUCCAUGUGUGCAGUGUGCAUUUAGCAAAUA
Molecule: messenger RNA, 2179 nt
Organism: Osmerus eperlanus (European smelt)
Lineage: Eukaryota; Metazoa; Chordata; Actinopteri; Osmeriformes; Osmeridae
Product: zona pellucida-like domain-containing protein 1
Exons: 11
Coding region: 36-1277 (413 amino acids)
Cellular component (GO): cell surface
Source: RefSeq, a predicted model, not a curated record